GUUGGCCAGCUGAAUUGUCCAGGGAUUUCAAUUGUUAUGAAUCUCUUCUUCACUCAUUCAUUCGGAACUGAAAAACUAUAGCCCAGAUUCUUUUUUAUCCAUGUAACCGUUAGGCUUGGAUCUGUGAGUGAAUGAAUAUUCAUCGUAUCGGGAUUAUCAAAGGCUUCCUUUCUAAGUUUUAUUAAUGACUUGGAAAUCUUGAAUUCAAAAGCUCAACGUGAAAUCAAACCUAGGCUAGGGUUGGACGUUGUCGGGAUCGUCUUGUUCUGCGAGAGUCCCAGUUAGGAAGUGAGAUGUAUACGCAGAGCUUCCAGUCUGGUUUUAUCAAGACAUGAAUCAUUUUCUGAAGCAUACAUUCAAUGUGGACCCAGCUAGACAGCCAGAGAUCCGAAAGGCAUGACUUUACCUCUUCCAACAAGUCAGUUUGACAUGCAAGUAAAGAAAGAACCAGAGGAACCAGAAACAUGUAGUGACCAUGAUUGGGAACGAGAAGAUGAUGCCAAACGGACUGAUGUGGGCAAUGUCCAGUCUCUGAGGAGUGGAACCGGUCACCAAGAUGAGCGUGAAUAUGGCAUGCGAGUUGAGGAGAAUGAUGUCCAAAGGACCUUGAGGGCACAUAUAGAUGAAAAUAAAGAUGUUGCUAAUCGCUACCGACAUCCAAAGGUGGUCAUGACUCGGGGACAUGGCCCUCUAUCACCACUGAUGCCAUCUUCGGAAGCGGGUAGCAGUGAAGAAUUGACAGAAGAAAAUGAGCUGCAGAACUGUGCUUCUGCUUGCGCUGAUCUGCACAACAAGUCAACACUGCCCCGCUUCGUAUACGGAAUCUGCAACACAUCCAGCUUCAAGAGAAGGAAGAAGGAAGCAGCGAAAAGUCACUUCGGACAAGGGUGUUCCUCACUGACCUCAAAUUGUACCAAGGUCGAACUGCCACAUGGAAAACCAUCAUCCUCAUUACUGUUGUGCAAUGUGAAUGGACAUCAGUCUGCCUUACAUUUAGCUGACCCCAAAGAAAUUACAUGUAGGACUCAAGACAGAAGCAAUACUGCACGACCCACUCAUUACCCAAUGACAAGUGUCAUUGCUUACAGUGGCGGCACCUUCUCCGAAGAAGCUAUUGGCAAUGGCAAUCCGGACUUGAGAGGCCCUUCCGAGUUGUCUUUUCAAGAUGCAGCUUUGGAUUUGACCACUGCCCAAGGCAAGCGAGAUGGUCAAGCUGACUUUGGUGAUCAGGAUAGUCAGCAUAUAUCCUACACUGCAAAGAUCAGUGAAGAGACAAAGAGCAGCAUUGCUGGAGAUGGAGAACAGCUUCCGGAGGGCUCACGGAAACGGUUGUUGAGCAUCACAGGGAUGAUCCAGAGGCAGAAGCUACCCAUGAUGAAACGCUAUGAGGUGAAAGAUACUGUACAGGAGACAGAAGGAAAGGAGCCUUGGAGUGAAAGGCAUCCCGUCUGUGGAUCACAUCCUCGAGACUGCGUUGAUUCCCAUCUGAUGAUUGGGUACUAUGGGACGAUACAGGGAGGAUCUCAGUUGGUGAUGCCGUCAAAGGAUGUUGCCGCAGACAUCGAAGGAGAAAGAACGACGGGAGAUGAUCCUGUAGGAGUCUUCGAAGACUGUUCAAGAGAUGGUCCUCUUGAUGGCUUGUUGGAUCGUGACAAGAAUGAAAUGAAGCACUCUCUGAUGGGGUAUUAUCGGGUAAUAGAAGAUUCAGAUCAUUCUGAGGGCAAUGGAGACAUUGUCUGUCAAGAGGAGAGAAGAAUUUCGAGAAAUGAAAGUACAGAGGCAAAUGCUGGGGAUGACCCAAUUAAACGGUUCAAGUGCAAGGUGUGCGGACGAGCAUUUCGGCAUUCCCAAGGACUAACUGCCCACAAGAAAAUCCACAGCGACGAGCGUCCAUUCCCGUGCCAGUACUGCGAUCUGAAAUUCCGUGUCAAGCAAAAUCUGAUCACCCACGUCCGGACUCACACGGGGGAGAAACCGUACUCUUGCGAGAUCUGCGGCCGCGGGUUUGGCCAGCAAUCCACCAUGGUGCGUCACCUUCGCAGCCAUACCGGGGAGAAGCCGUUCUCCUGCAAGUACUGCCAGCGAAAGUUCACCCAGCGCCAUGUCAUGAUGAAUCAUGUCCGUAUACACACGGGAGAGAAGCCUUAUACUUGUGAAGUGUGCAGUAAAAACUUCAAAGAGCAGCACAAUCUGGUUAGACAUGUCAGAACGCACACAGGGGAGAAGCCUUAUACCUGUGGCGAUUGCGGGAACAAGUUCACCCAGAAAAAUCAUCUCAUGAGGCAUGCCAAAGUACAUAUUCCAAAAAAGCAUACCAUAUGAUGUUCUUUAUUCCAUGUUGUCUGGGGAGCGUUUCAUCAAUAUUUUCAUCCGACAAGUUGUCAGAUCUGACAUCUUUCCAUGAUUUUGAUUGGCUGAGAGGCACUGUUCCUAUGGUAACUGUCGGAUGAAAUGGGACUUGUCGGAUAAAACGUCCGACAAGUCCUUUCAUGAAACGCCCCCAAGAUGGUGCUAGAUUUUCAAACAAGAUGCCUCUAAUUGUCUAUGGAGUCUGACUGUGCACAGCUACAUGGAAGGUUUUUUUUUUACCUUGUUUUCAAAUGAGAUUAGUGUCCACAUUCAUUAAAAUCUAUUAAUUUCAAGAAACAGACAACAUAUUUUUUUUUGUCAAAUACUUAACACAUUUGAAUUUUGUGUUUAUGCUUCUACCCACCAUAGGUGGUUAGUCUACAGGCACAGACCUUUUGUUUCCGCAAUUUUCAUAGUGCAUAAUGCAGAGUCUGAAUUAGUGAGACUAGAUUCACUAUGUACUGUGGCUGCCUCUACCAAAGACAUAUAGAGUUUUGAAUCUAGUCUUAACCCAAAUAUGAUGGGGGGGGGGCCUUGACAUUUUUUGCGAUAACAUUUUGAUCAGAUUCCUUUAAAAAGUCUGUGAACUAAAAAUUAGCAUUUUAUGGGCAUUAUUUAGUUAAUUAGUCAGAGCUAACUUUUGAUUUUACGCAUAAAUAAUACAAUUAAUUAGCAGAAUUUAAUCUUAUAGUUUUGUAGAUUAUGCCAUGGGUAACGUGCGUGCCAAUUUGCAUCGCGAUCGUGUGAUCGAAGGCAUCAAAAUAACCCAGUCUAUUAAGGGUUAUAUCUAGACAUGGUAUGAUUUGUAAAAUUUCCAAUUUGAGUCUGUACUUGCAGACUAAUUAUUGGUUGCCACAGGGGUAAAUUGCCAAUUUGUCUAUUGGCAACUUGUCCACUUAUCACAUGGUCUCCUUUCAUGUAGUCUAAUGCCAUUCCAUCCAUCAACAUUUUGUCUAACAACCAUUUGGUCCAAUAAUCUUGCCAGGGUGUUUCAUAAAGCUGUUCGUAAAGUUACGCACGACUGGAACAUGAUCUCAGGUCCUUACUCAAUUACAUAGGAUAUCACUUGGCAUGAGAAAGGGUUGCCAGUCGUGCGUAAAGUCAUUCAUAUCUUACGAACAGCUUUAAGAAACACCCACCAGGUACACAUUCACCUCUCCUGGGUUAAGUGCAGCUCAGUGUGGAUGAAUUUAUUGCUGAAGGGAAAUAAAACACUGUCGCCCUGCACAGUGGCGUACGCAGGGGGGAGUAUGUUCAACCCCCCUUUCAAAAAUCCUGCGUACGCAGCUGGCCCUGCAUCAGCAACUGCAUUGUAUAUUUGCACCAUUUAAUACAAAAGUCUAGUAUCCUGCAGCUUCCCAAGUGAAAGCUUACCCAAACAAGGUAAAAUUAUGUGAUUGUGAGAAGCUAGCUUUAUUAAAAACUGAUAAAGGUUUUUGUCCACAUGGGUGUAGCGAUAGUGGUAAAGAUGCCUACAUUAUUCAUACAAAUAUUUCAAUUUUCAUCUCCCAACGAUUUAAGGAGACAUUGUUUCCUUAUAAAGUCUUACUUUAACUUAUUAUUUCAGUAUAUGCAAACACUGGAAGUUUUAAAAUUGACAGACUUAGAUUUAGUGUAUCUGUGUUCUUAAUCACUUCUGAGAAGCUGUCAAUUCAUAUUGCCUUGACGUUAAAUUAUUCCUCACAUUGAGGUAUCUCACAAGACCUAAAUCAAUAAUGCGAACACAAAGCGCGAUCUGAUUUUUUUAUUUUCAUGUUUUUUAUCAUGAAAGCCUAAGUAGUUGUUAUGAUGCCUACAUUAUUCAAACAAAUAUUUCAAUUUUCAUCUCCCAAGAAUGUAAGAUUAUGUUCUUCUCUGAUUGUGUAACAUCAUUGUUUCCUUAUAAAGACAUACUGUAACUUAUUAUUUCGGUACAUGUAUAUAUACAAACACUGGAAGUUAUAAAAAUUGACAAAGACUUAGAUAUAAUACCAAGUCAAUCCAUAUUCUUGCCUUAAUGUAGUGACUAUUAAUUAUUCAACCAUCUAAAUAUUUAUGGUACAGCUAAUCUGGUUUCAGUCAAAUCUUUUCGGACCAACAAAAUCUGUUUGACUUCGGAGAAAUUUGACUUUUUUAAUAGAAGAUGCAUAAAUCACGUGCUUUCACAAUCUGUUAUGCAUAAAUUGAUUCAACUUAUGUAAGAUUGAAUUAUGUAGGUUUACCUAUAUUCAUCAUAAAGAUAUUUGUAAUUAAAUACAAAAGUGCUUUUUAUAGUUUUAUGAGAACAAAAUAUUUUUGCAACCUGGCAUAAUGUCAAGUUUUGCCAAGCUCUAAAAUUUGUUAAAUGUCGUAUAUGGUUAAUCACUAUAAAAAAUAAAAUUAAAAAAGAAUCAACCAACCUGUUUAAAUUGAAUAUUUUUUUGUCUCCAGUUUUGCCGAGAUCCAAUAUAAAAAUUACAACAGUAAAAAUCAUGAUAUGAUACAAUGUGUAAGUAAGCCUACAUUUUACCAGAAAACUUUUAAUUUUUUAUUGAAUUACUGAAGUUUUCCAUGGCCAAGAAGAAUAGUGAGUUUGGGUGGUUCUUUUCAGGACCAACACUUGCCCAAGAAAGAUACAUGGUGUACCAUGAAACCUAGUACAGUAUUAAACUUCACUAUUAUUUGUAUUACAUAAUUUAUGCAGGGGUGGGUCCAGGAUAUUGCGUGAAUGAGAGACACAUGUCAAUUAUAAAAAAGGGCACUUUUCAUAAAUGGAGAGGUGCAAUGCCAUCUUUUUUUUUCCGAAUUGGGGGGGGGGGGUGGAAGCAGUCCAUUCUGAAUACAUACCUGCUUGCAUUAAUGCAUUCUUGCCAUGCAAUAUGAAUGAUUGAUUGAAAGUGAUUGUAAAUGAAAUUUUCUUUGCCGGUAUUGGCACUGUCUACUUAUUAAAUGCUCCGCACCAAUCAUAAUCAAUUGAUGAAAUUGUUACAUGU
Lytechinus pictus (painted urchin) is the source of this 5300-nucleotide messenger RNA. Its product is annotated as zinc finger protein 260-like. NCBI's taxonomy places the organism in Eukaryota, Metazoa, Echinodermata, Echinoidea, Temnopleuroida, Toxopneustidae. The coding region runs from base 397 to 2322 and encodes 641 amino acids. Gene Ontology annotation, cellular component: nucleus. The transcript is spliced from 3 exons. The record is from RefSeq and is a predicted model, not a curated record. Gene Ontology annotation, molecular function: RNA polymerase II transcription regulatory region sequence-specific DNA binding; DNA-binding transcription factor activity, RNA polymerase II-specific. Gene Ontology annotation, biological process: urogenital system development; regulation of transcription by RNA polymerase II; embryo development.